CAAUAGCGCACACAGAAACCAAAACCUCUGACCCUUCCUUACCUCAAAAGUCUCAGAACCCUAUCCAUAGCUUAAUAAACAAAGAUAUUUUUCGUUUAAUCUCUUCCCUAUCUAAACCCAACUUACAUUAAAAAAAUAUCCAAACCCAACAAACUUUGUUUAACACAGCACAUCACAGUGAGUAACACUCACCACUCUCUCUCUCUCUCUCUAAUCCUUUCUGCUUCAACAAUCCACACUCCUAUGUUGUUGAUGGAAAACUGUCUCAUCCACCACCCCCAUCACGCACUCCUCACCCUCCCAUCAUCAUCCCAUAAACCCCACUUCAGAUUCUUCACAAGGCCUGAUCUUGGUGGUGGUGGUGGCGGUGUCACUUCUUUUUCUUCGUCUUGUUUAUUACACCAUAGCCAUAGGCGUAGACCCUUGAUAAGGGCAAGUGCUGGAGCCAGCCACUGUGAGUUUAGUAGCCUGAACUCUCCUUUGGAGCCACGUUCCAUGGUGGGCAAGUUCCUCAGUGGUGUGCUUCAGAACCACCCUCAGAUGUUCCAUGUUGCUGUUGGAGAAGAACUCAAGCUCUUGGCUGAGGAUCGUGAUGCGGCACAUGCCCGCAUGCUGCUUGGUUCUGCCUCCGAUGAGGCCCUACUUCACAGAGAAAACAGGGCAGAAUGGUGAGCACAGGAAGAAUCAAGAAGGCAGGUUGUUUAGAUGGUAACUCUCUUGAAACAUUCAUAAGAAGACUCCAAAAACGAUGACCUUAUUCCGUGGCAAAUUUUUGGGGCCGAGCUUGAGGAUGCAAGCACGUUGCUACAAAUCUCCAAUCAUAUUGGCCAAUUGCAUAUAAUGCAGUUUGGUGACAAAGUUUUGGCUUGCAUGUUUUGACCUUCAUAGCUGAACAUUUGAACCUGUCCAAGAUAAAGCAUGAAGUUAGUAGUUGUCAGGAACCCCUAAAAAUUGUUCUAUGGGAAGGUAAAAAGGCUUAAGAAUAAGUGUCCUACUGCUUCUGAGCCAGCAUGGUACAUAUCACUCACCAGGGAAUGCUAGAUCUUAAGCAUUAUCUACAUGAUUAAAUGAAUUGGGGUAUUGCCUGGCAUCGAAGUCAUACCCUGGAAUGAAAUAUACAGAACGGUUAAACCUUCGUCUUAAAUUGAGGAGGAUUGCACAAGUUAAAGAGAACCAAUGUCAAAUUGCUGUAGAAGAUGUUAUGUACUUGCUGGUAUUUUACAAGUUUUCUGAGAUAAGGGUCCCUUUGGUUCCAAAGCUUUCUAGUUGCCUUUAUAAUGGCAGGCUAGAGAUAUUGCCUUCUAAGGACUGGGAACUAGAGUCUAUUCACAGCUUGGAAGUUUUGGAUAUGAUAAGAGAACACAUAACUACUGUAACUGGCUUGAGAGCAAAAUCUAGUGUAACUGAGUGCUGGGCAACAACCCAAGUUAGACAAUGCUUACUUGCCCGAGUUUACGUUGCCUCCAUAUUAUAUGGUUACUUUUUGAAGUCAGUGUCACUGAGGUACCACCUAGAGCGAAACCUGUCUUUGGCUAAUCAUGAUCUUCACCUUGGCCAUAGGACUUCCCUUAUGAGUUCUUAUGGAUUCAAAGAUGCCAUCUUUGGCCACUUGAGUCACAUGCCAUCCAUAGGGCAAGGGUUAAUCAGGGCGGAAGAGGAUAUUGAGGACUUAAAAUGUUAUGUUAUGAGCUUUCACCCUGGAUCAUUGCAGAGAUGUGCCAGAUUGAGAUCUAAGGAGGCUGUGAAUUUGGUUGGGAGUUAUAGUUGUGCACUUUUUAGCGACAUGGAAUCGGGUUCAGUUGAAAAUGAUGAUGUUAUUUUGACCUCGUUUUCUAGCCUGAAGAGACUAGUCUUGGAAGCUGUUGCUUUUGGAUCUUUCCUUUGGGAGACAGAAGAUUACAUUGACAAUGUAUAUAAGCUUAAGGAUGAUCAAGUAGUGUAAAGGCAUUGGAUGCCAAAUAAGUUCUGAAGUCGUCGAGCGAAUUCUCCUUGUAUAUAUAGCGAGUUUUGGUUUUAGCUUGAGUGUUGGUUAUGUUUAUAUUGUAUAUAUAAUGCACACUACAUAAUGUAAAGUUCUAGUGCUUGGACUUUCUUUAAGUUGAUAGUAUUUUAAAUUGUAGAAAGUUGAUCUCUUUAUGUGGAACUGUAUCUUUCUUUUGAA
This is a messenger RNA of Cajanus cajan (pigeon pea), 2161 nucleotides long. Its product is annotated as phosphoserine aminotransferase, putative (DUF760). The record is from RefSeq and is a predicted model, not a curated record. Lineage: Eukaryota; Viridiplantae; Streptophyta; Magnoliopsida; Fabales; Fabaceae.